This is a messenger RNA of Melampsora larici-populina 98AG31, 2045 nucleotides long. RefSeq lists its product as uncharacterized. Gene Ontology annotation, cellular component: eisosome filament; plasma membrane. Gene Ontology annotation, biological process: eisosome assembly; negative regulation of protein kinase activity; endocytosis. Gene Ontology annotation, molecular function: lipid binding. Bases 1 to 1713 code for a protein of 570 amino acids. The record is from RefSeq and is a predicted model, not a curated record. The transcript is spliced from 4 exons. Lineage: Eukaryota; Fungi; Basidiomycota; Pucciniomycetes; Pucciniales; Melampsoraceae.
AUGGCUUCAUUCCUCAGUGACGCGAAAGCAAGACUUCAACAUAAUAAUAUGCUCUCUCUAGCCCCGAGAGAUAUAAAGAACCUUGCAGAAAUCAUUUCAACCGAAAAGAGUCUAAUCAAUUCAUCCUCUAAACUUUCGAUAGAUUAUCGAAAAUCAGCUGAUGCACUAAAAGAGUGGGGUUUAGGUGAAGGCGAUGACUUAGCAGACGUCUUAUCAAAAUUAGCCAUCUUAUUUGGACAUCUUUCUGAUGCUCAAUCACGUUUUUCUGAUCAUGAUGGAACUUAUCGAAUUCAUUUUAAAAGUAUAAGGAUGAGAGAAGAAAACUUAACAGCUUUAAAGAAAAAUAAAGAUACAGUUCAAGGUAAGAUUAUGACCUUGGAAAAGAAAAUUACUAAAAUGAGUACGGAGAAUAAAGAUUUACCUGGUCUUACUACCAAAUUACAAGAGUUCAGAAGCGAGUAUGUCAGUUUAGAGCAUUCAGUCUCAAGUGAAGAAGCUAGACUAUCUGAUUUCAAACGAGACACCGUACGAGAGGGCAUGGGAUUACGAUUAGGAGCCAUGCUCGAAUUGGCUGAAAAGAUGACCAUCAUCUGCGAAUUGGGGAAGAUGAUAGUAGCAGAAGUGCCCUUUGAUCGUACACCAAUCGGAGGCGUUAGAGCACCUUAUCAAUCGACCAUGAAGACUUCUUCAAUCUUGGAAGAAGCACAGCGGUGUUUAACGGAAGUGAUCUUUAAUCCUUCACCAGCUGGUGUACUCAAUGAGGUCGACCCUAAUGAACCUCCUCAUGCAAUCAGUCCAGACUACACUCAAACAAAUCAAUUAUUUAGCCCACCUCCAUCUCAUCUUCAUCCUCACCCCCCCAGUCAAGCUCCACCCCCUAGCUCAGGGAAUCCAGGUCUAGACCAAAAAUAUUCAAAUGAAAAUAACCACAAUAAUCACUUACCAGCCUACGCUCGUGAUUCACAAGCUCCAGACAGUGCUUAUGCCGGAAUUGAUCCGAUUCCUUCCAAUUCAUCACCACACAAGAAUGAAAGCCGCCGGGCGUACUCUCCACCGCCUAGACUCGAAUUGAAUCCGAUGAUACGCGAUCCACAAGACUCCUCAUCGUCUCCUCACCUUGAUCCUGAUCCGAUCGCAGCAGCUGCCGCUCGUCUUCGACAAGAUUAUGAUGAGUCUGCAUUCUAUGUACGUGGUGCAGAUGGACAACCAGUGUCAACCGGGCCAGGAAACACUCCCAAGGAACAACCUUGGCCUCAUGAACAAGAUCAUGCGGGCUCGAACGAAUCUGGGUCUCAUACUGCACCAACUCAAGCUACACAUGGUCAUGAUCCAUCACAUUUACCUGUUCAUCGCGCCUCAAACUUGUCUACGAAUGGAAGUGGAUACUCACAAGACAAUCGGACGACUAAUGCUGGUGCCUUCCGUCGUGUACCACCACCUAGUAAUUCAAUUCCUGUAAGUGGUCCUAAAGACUCGCAAUCAAUGAAUGAGCCCUCUUAUGAGACCGAAGAAGGUGGAUCAAAAUCUGGUCUCGUACAACCUUUAAAUGUACAGAAAAGGACAAGUAAAAAUGAGGUUGGAAGUGUUGAUCGGUCUCCUACUUACAGUAGUACAAUCAGUGGAUCUGGGUAUCCCAGUGCCUCACCUUCUGGUCCUCCAGGAAGUGGUACUGCAGGAUUUGGACAAAACCGAUAUGUGACAAACUUGGAAUGAGCCUAUAAUUUUUCUCAUCUCUGUUUCCCUUCAUCUUCGAAUCUGUCUUUUAUCUUUAUCUUUUCGGGUUUUUCUCAAUUUUUGGCAUUUGAUAAAUUUUCACCGAUUUGAAUUUCGACGAAGAUUAUAAGCAUGCGUGAAUAUGAUUUGAAUGAUGAAUAAUGAUUUAAAUAAAUACAUAUCAUAACGGACAGUGUUUUCUUCAUUGAUUGGAUGAGUCUUUUGUUAAUACGUCGUCAAAAUUAAACAUGUAUUCUUCAUUUCUUUGUAGAGGUAUUUGGUGUCUAUAUUAACAGUUUGAUAAGAUAGGUGAAUUUUUGAUUUAUUCAUUC